CUCCGUGUAUCUUGUCUCAACUGUCCGCUGCUCUAACUGUUGUUGAAGCGUCUCAUAUGCGGAUACCUGUCUGUCCUGAGCGCUCGCUGCGGCCAAACAACAGAGACUGCCUCUGGUUUUGAGGGGAACACCCACACACACACUUUCUUUCUAAAAAUUGCGCCGGUUUUUGAGGGAAAACUAUCAGUAGCAUGAAGUAGCGCUGGACCUCAGACUUUCUGCUUGUUAGCGUGGAUGCGAAGCUCUCUUUCACUCAACACAAUGGACGGCUGAUUCACCCACUUUACUGACCAACAACUGCCGCCCGAGGACAAGCUUUGUCGCUGAACCUAUCCAGACCACCGUCAUUAUCUGAGCCUGAGAAGACUCCGCUGGAUAACCCAAACGAACUGAACACAUUAAAUCACUACCAAGAGCCAUCCCAAGUAAGAGGCUUGUGUCUGGGCAGAGGUGGACCUUUCAGCUGGAAAUCCUGUCAUCAUCACAGUGAUGUGCAACUGCAAAGCUGGUCUAGGACGUUGUGCGCAUGAUUGAGAAUCCUACACCCCCCGCACACAUGGCCUUCUGGCUUUGUGUCCCAUCUAAAUGGAUCUUCCUCUCCCUGUCUUCCUCUUCUUACUGAGGCAUGUUUUGAUAUGACAUGUCUGUCUGUCCUCUCUCUCCUCCCUCUGCCCCUCCUCCUGUCAUUCUUUGCAUCUUCUCUUUUUCCGGGGCCUACAGUUUGACCCCAGUUGUCCUUGACACAUGCAUUUCUAUAGCUUCAGCCAAUCAAUACAGACUCCUGUGGCCCGGUGUCAGAUGCUGGGUCCACUUAUUGAAACCAACAACAACCCAUGAUCACAAUCACACAUCUCAGACCUUCAACACCGCCAAGCUCCACUCAUCAAUCAUCUUUGAUUUUCUGCCAGAGACUCAGAUACUGGGAAUAUUUGCCAUGCUACAUGGGAAGACUCUGAACUCCACCCUGCUCUUACUCUUCAUCGUCUUUGCCACUGCCCAUGGUCGCUCCUACCCUUGUUUUUCCCGUAAUGAUACUGAAUUCCAGCACCUGGUGCUCCACCCACACCCAUCUGUGGGGACAGUGUAUGUGGGGGCCAGGGACCACCUCUUCCAGCUGGAUGGAUCAAAUGGACUCAGACUUGAGCUAGAGGAGACGACUGGUCCCAUGAGCGACAGCAAAGACUGCCUUCCCCCAGUCACUGAGUUCAACUGUCCCCAGGCCAGGAGAACCAGUAAUCACAACAAAUUACUGCUGGUGGAUCCAAAGGCAUUGGAGUUGAUCACCUGCGGCAGCAUCCACCAGGGCACCUGCCAGAAACGCAGCCUAGCAUCAAUCAAGAAGGUUAUCUUCUCCACUGAGAGGCCCGUGGAUACGCAGUAUGUUGCAGCCAAUGAUCCAUCAGUGUCAACUGUGGGGCUGGUGGUCGGGCUUCGUGGCGGGGAAAAGAGAGUGAUGUAUGUGGGUAGGGGCUAUACCGCGAGCCACCCACCCAUCUCCACCCGCCACCUUUCAUCAGAACCCCUCUUUUCCUAUGAGGAGACAGCUAAGCUGGCUGUGGCUGGACGCAUGUCGGAAUACGACCACCAUUUUGUGAUGGCAUUCACACGGCGUACGUAUGUUUACAUCUUGUUUUACCGCCGUGACAUCAAGUCGUUAUCGAGGGAGUACCGGACCUAUGCUGCCAGAGUGUGCUUGGACGACACCUCCUACUAUUCCUAUGUGGAAGUUCCUCUUGUCUGCCAAUCCCCUUCCUCUCCCUUAAGGACUUACAACCUGCUCCAGGCUGCCCAGGUGGGACAAGGUGCAGGCCGGGAAGGCGAGGAUCUACUGGGAGUCUUCUCCACCCGCAUCAGCUCCACAAACAACAAUCCCUUGGAUGCCUCGGCUCUGUGCGUUUACCCACUGGAUGAGCUUGACAGACGCAUCGACUCCACACGUGACCUCUGCUAUACCCAGGCCGGCCGGGUGGAGGGAAGUGGAGAGGUGGCCUACAUAGAGUACGAGGUCAAGUCUAGCUGUGCCAACCUGCCCAUGAAUACCCUCAAGGCAUAUCCCUGCGGGUCUGACCACACACCAAGUCCAAUGGCAAGCCGGGCACCACUGGAAGCUAAAGCAGUGUGGCACACCUCAACUGCCCGUCUCACUGCUGUGGCUGUCAGUGUCAGAGAGGGACACAGCAUCGCCUUCCUCGGAGACUCCAAAGGGACUCUGCACAAGGUAUAUCUUGGCCAAGAUGGCCAGGUUGAGGUAUAUGCAAACAUGACGAUCCAGCCCAACUCACCCAUUAACAGUGACCUUUUACUGGACCAGAAUGGCGCACACAUCUACAUCAUGACCAAAACUACUGUAGAGAAGCGUCCAGUGGCAGAAUGUGGAGAUCACCUGGACUGUCAGUCCUGUCUGUCUGUCAAAGACCCCUACUGUGGCUGGUGUGUCCUGGAGGGACGGUGUGGCCAGCACUGGGAAUGCCAGCGACGGUCUGUGCAGGGCCAGUGGCUGUGGAGUUUUAACCAGCAGCAAUGCCUCAGUAUCCAGCACCUCAGCCUCUACAACAUCAGCCUUGGGGAGAAAACUGAUAUUGCAGUGUCAGUAGCUGGCCUCCCUAGUCUAGAAAAAGGAGAGGCCUACUCUUGCUUCUUCCAGGAUGCAGAAACUCCUGCCUCACUCACUAACACUGGUGUGAUAUGCUCCACCCCUGAUGCCAGCAGUCUGCCCCCUAUUGGCCACGGAGAUGAUUUUAUGAUGGUGACCCUGUCACUGCGUUUCAUAAACGUGACGGUAGCAGAGACAGAAUUCACUUUCUUCAACUGCAGCUUGGUCCAGCAGCUCUCUGCACGCAGGCCAUGCCAAGGGUGUGUUAGCAGUCGCUGGGGGUGUAACUGGUGUAUCCACCAGCAUUUCUGCACACACAAACACACCUGCAGCCAAGGAGUCACCAUCUACAACCAAAUUUUCAAACCACCAACACCCACCAUCCCACCACCAACCAGAAAACUGACCCCUUUACCUCCUACCGUCUGGGCUGCUACAACAACACAGCCACUACCCACAAAAACACCUACUCCCACCACAGCAGCUGUCCCUUUAACUACCACCACAGUGACACUACCCACCACCCCUAAUGCUGAAUCCACAUCACCCCUUACCCUGGCAACAACUUCCCCUUUUGUCAGAAUCUUCACCCAAGCCACAACCAUACACACCGAUGUCACCACCACCAGCGGGUCCCUCUCUGAUGUUGAGGGAACGACAGAGGUCACGACAAGAGGUUUUUCAGAGGAUGAGGAGACUGAAAUCUUAAAUAUCACUGACGAAACUCCCCACACUACAUUAACCAGCAGCACUAGUGGCCAGGUAGACUCUGACCUGAGAUUUUUAGAGCCAUCUGGUGAAGCAGUGGGCUCUUCCUUCGAUGUAAGCUCAACCACCUCCAGCGAAGUGACCUUUUUAAUAGACCUUAGUGACAAUAAGGAUGCUAUUCAUUUGGCCAGCGAGAAUAACUCAACCCCGUGGUUGAAUGAGUGGGAGAAGCCAGAGGGAGAGACUGAUGUGGAAUCUGCAACAGGUUCAUCUGUUGCUGGCGCCAACACAAUGUCAUUCAUUCAUAUACAAUCACCUGACCCCAACUCUGAAUCUGCAGCAAACUACCAAUCGAAUUCUUCGACUGACUCUCAUUUUCUGGAAUGUCCGUGUGUGGAGAAAGUUCAGGAUUCCUCUCUCCUCCCUGUCAAUGUGAAGAGGAAAAUCACUCUGGUGGGACAACACCUAAACUUGUUUCAGGAUGAAAAUUUGGACUACGAGUGUGUGUUGGACAUUGAGAAUCAGUCAGUGGUGAUGGAUGCCUCUGUGAAGCCCGAUGCCACACAGAAAUCAGUCUUCUUUAUCACCUGCCAACCUCACCAGUACGCCUAUUCUGCCUUGAUGGAGGAAUACCCAGCCAUGAUCAACGUCAGGAGAAAAAACAACAACUUCCUCAUCGACAGCGCUAACGAUCUGUAUGUGACUCUGUUCAGUUGUUCAGUGGGGCGGUCAGACUGCAGCCGAUGUCGUACUGCCAACCCCAAGUAUGGCUGUGUUUGGUGUGGUGGUGCUACUAGCUCUCGCUGUGUGUACCAGGACUCCUGUACCGAUGAGAUCAGACACACCUGUCCGGCCCCUGUCAUUCAUUUCUUGGACCCAGUAUCCAGUCCUGUAGAGGGAGGGACAGUAGUGACUAUUUCAGGCUCUAACCUCGGCCAGAGAGCUGAAGACAUCCAGAACUCAGUCACAGUAGCUGGGGUCCCCUGCAGUGUCAUCCACAGCAGAUAUGAAGUCUCCUCAAGGAUAGUGUGUGAGACUACAAGUAGUGGAGGAGAGAAGAGCGGCCAGGCCUCAGUCAAAGUGAGGGGAGGAGGACUCGGACUCUCUACUCAAAUCUUUAGCUUCCAGAAUCCCAUACUAAGCAGCAUCUUCCCCCAAAGAGGUCCCAAGGCAGGGGGCUCAUCUCUCACCAUCAGAGGCCUUAGACUGACAACUGGACACCCGAGUGAUGUCAGUGUCCUAAUUGGAGGAGUGCCAUGUAUGGUGCUAAACAUCCAGGAGGAUCAGAUUAGUUGUCUGACCAGAGGCAGCAACAGAACAGGAGAACACAGCAUCACUGUGCGGUUUGGUGGGGCAGAGCGCCAUCUACAGGGUUUGGUGUAUCAUUACACCUCUAAUCCCAACAUCACAAUGGCUGCUCCGUCCAAAAGCUUUCUCAGUGGAGGCAGAAUCAUUAGAGUUUCUGGGCAGACCCUGGAUGUAGUCCAAGAACCAAAAAUGAGGGUCACCCUCAGUCCUCCUGAUACUCUCCCUCCCCGGAGGAGAAGGAGCAUCAAUAGGAGGAAUGAAGGAAGCCUGAACAGAAGACAGGAUCAUAAGGAUCCACUUCUUCCACUGAAGAGAUGGAGGAGGAUCGUCCCAGAGGCGAACUGCCCCAAGGGUACACUCUGUCAUGUCAAACAGUACGAAUCUCGCUGCACAGUGAACAGCUCCUCCCUCAUCUUGUGUCCAACUCCGGCGGUGGGUCCAGAGGCCAGGAGGGCCAGGGUCAAAGUUCAUUUCCUGUUGGACAGCCUCCGUUUUGACUUCAGCAUCAUGGGGAAUGAAGCCUUCAGUUAUGAGCCCAACCCACAGCUCUACCCACUGAACCAGAAUGACCCCAGCAAACCAUACCACCACAAACCUGGUAGCAUCAUCUCUGUUGAGGGAAAGAACCUGGAUCUAGCCAUCAACAAGCAUGAGGUGGAGGCUCGGAUAGGGGAGGGGGUGUGUUCGGUGAAGACCCUGACCCACAACCACUUGUACUGUGAACCACCAGCUCAGCAGCCCUCAGUCACAGCCAGCAAGAAAUAUGAUGUCAUGGACAGUCUGCCUGAGUUCACAGUGAAAAUGGGGAAUCUGAACUUCUCUCUAGGCAAAGUGCAGUACGACAGCCAGGCUCAGUCUACAUUUCCUCUGGAAGCUCAGGUGGGAGUCGGGGUGGGAGCCUCCAUAGUGGCUCUGAUUGUGCUCAUCAUAGUCCUCAUAUACAGGAGGAAGAGCAAACAGGCCAUGAGGGACUAUAAGAAGGUGCAGAUCCAGCUGGAGAACCUGGAGACCAGUGUGAGAGACCGCUGUAAGAAGGAGUUCACAGACCUGAUGACAGAGAUGAUGGACAUGUCCAGUGAUUUGGUGGGUUCAGGGAUUCCCUUCCUGGAUUACCGGGCAUACGCAGAGCGCAUUUUCUUCCCAGGUCACCAGGAGUCGCCACUGAGACGAGAUCUGGAUGUUCCCGAGAGUCGAAAGCAGACUGUGGAGCAAGGGCUAGUUCAGCUGUCCAAUCUGCUCAACAGUAAACUCUUUCUCACCAAGUUUAUUCACACUCUGGAGGUCCAGCGGACAUUCUCCCCAAGGGACCGGGCCUAUGUGGCCUCUCUGCUGACUGUAGCCCUGCAUGGUAAACUGGAGUACUUCACAGACAUCCUGAAGACACUGCUUAACAAUCUAGUGGAACAGUAUGUGGCCAAGAACCCCAAACUGAUGCUCAGGAGAACGGAAUCGGUGGUUGAGAAGCUUUUGACAAACUGGAUGUCCAUCUGUCUGUUUACCUUUCUGAGGGAAUCAGCAGGGGAGUCAUUCUACAUGCUGUUCAGAGCAAUAAAGCACCAAGUGGACAAGGGACCUGUGGAUGCUGUGACAGGAAAAGCCAAGUACACACUGAAUGACAACCGGCUGCUGCGAGAGGAUGUGGAGUACCGCACACUGACCCUAAAUGUUGUGAUACCAGCUGUAGCCGCUAGCGGAGGUGCUACUACCCAGACGGUACCUGCCAAAGUUCUGGACUGUGACACCAUCACCCAAGUGAAGGAGAAACUUCUGGAACAAACCUGGAAGGGAACCUCCUUUUCCCAGAGGCCACACGUUGACUCAUUAAACCUUGAGUGGCGUGCAGGUGUUGCAGGUCACCUAAUCCUAUCAGAUGAGGACCUGACAUCAGUAGUACAAGGCUCAUGGAAGCGCCUUAAUACACUGCAACAUUACAAGGUCCCUGAUGGAGCAACGGUUGCCCUUGUCCCCAGGAACACCAAAAAUCACCUCCCUGACAGCCAUAAUUACAUGCCUGGAGAAAAGACCCCUAUGCUGGAUGAUGGGGAGGAGAGAGGAGUGAGACUUUGGCAUCUGGUGAAAGCCAGUGAGGAGUCUGAGCUGCCCAAGCACAGGAGAGGUAGUCUGAGGGAGAGGGGCGGCGAGAGGGCCAAGGCCAUCCCUGAGAUCUACCUCACACGACUGCUAUCCAUGAAGGGCACAUUGCAGAAGUUUGUGGAUGAUUUAUUCACUGCGAUCCUCAGCACCAGUCAUCCUGUACCUCUGGCUGUCAAAUACUUUUUUGACUUGUUGGAUGAGCAGGCUCUGCAGCACAACAUCACAGACCCUGAGACCAUCCACAUCUGGAAAACUAACAGUUUACCACUGCGGUUUUGGAUCAAUAUCCUUAAGAACCCACAGUUCAUCUUUGACGUGCAAACCUCAGACCAUGUGGAUGCUGUGCUGUCCGUCAUUGCCCAGACCUUUAUGGAUUCGUGCACCAUUGCUGACCACAAACUGGGACGGGACUCUCCUAUCAACAAGCUGCUGUACGCCAGAGACAUCCCGCGCUACAAACAGAUGGUGGAGAGGUACUAUGCAGACAUCCAUCAGACCAUAUCCGCCAGUGACCAGGAGAUGAACUCUGCUCUAGCAGAACUCUCUCGUAAUUAUGCUGCUGAGGUCAACUGCGUUGUGGCUUUACAUGAGCUGUACAAGUACAUUAACAAAUACUAUGAUCAAAUUAUUACAUCCCUGGAAGAGGACUCCACAGCCCAGAAGAUGCAGCUUGGUUACAGGCUCCAACAGAUUGCUGCUGCCGUAGAAAACAAAGUUACUGACCUAUGACACCAAGGACGGGAUGUAUUUUUCCUUUAACCUUGAAGAGAAUUGUGGAAAAAGAUUUUUUUUCCUGGAGGAAAAAGCAAUGUUUUUUUCUUUUUUAAGACAAAGAAGGACAAAGGAACAUUGUGGCACAUAUUGUGAUAUUGCUGUCAUUUUGGCAUUUUUGAAAUUAUCUUAAAAGGAUCACUGACACUGGCCAUUUUUCCUGUCCCAUAUCCAGGGGGUACAGUAAAACUCGCUUGAAAUUUCCUCAGGUCCUAAAACUAGGAGUAAAAUGACACUGCUCUGAGGGGAAAAAAAGGAGAAAAUGUGAAAUGAAGCACAUCAAAACUAUCACAACUAUGACAUCUCUCAUAAGGAUUUCCCAUGUUGAAUUUAAACUAAAGGGAGACAUAAUAUGAAAAGAGAUCUUUUUGUUUUUCCUCUGACUCUAAGUAUCUUGGUGGACUUGAAGAUUUUCUUGACAAACUGCACAGAACAUUCCUGCAAGUUAACAGCUAAACCUAUUAGUCUUCUGCUCAGGAAUGGAUGCUGUAGGUGUGCUGAAUGAAGAAACAGUGAACGAGGAGAAAAAGUGAAAAGGAGGACUUUAAUGUUGACAGCUGUGGAGUUUUCUCCCACGUAUGUCAAAGUCUUACAUAAAGGACAAACAGAUAAUGACACUGUCAAGUGCUGUGGAGGUCUGAGUAACCACUCAUCGUAUUUGAGGAAUGUUUUCAUUCUGCCUUUAGCUUCCUUACAACAUUCUACCAAGUCUGACUAUGAAGUUUAAUUAGCUGUAAUGGGACAGUUGUUGUUGUUCUGUUUUCACAGUUUCCCAGGAUAGGCUUCCUUUUUAAUUUUUUAAGCUUCAUAUUGCCAGUUGUCCUUUUACAGCAAUUUAUAGAUGCUGCCUCAUGUAGUUUGAACUGAAAACCAGUGUUUUGUAAAGGUGUUGGUUUUAUUUUGUUGAGGACGUAGUACUGUACAUGAAUACGCUCAACCUGGUUUCUUUCCAUGAUGACCUACUGCUAUUGUGAAUGUUCCUUUUAUUAGUUUUGCAAAUUUUGAUAUCAAUUUUGUAAACAAUUGUUUUUUAUGUAGGCUAUUUCCAAGACAAUUUGGCAGAUGUACUUAUGGCUAACUCAUUCAUUGAUCCGUCCUUAAGAAAACCAUGCAAGUAAAAUCUUCUACACAACUUAACCCACAUGUAGACAAAAUCCAUAAUAGUAAUACUGUAAUCUGUACUAAUUCAGUGAAAAAAGCUGAUUGUAUCACUUAUGAAAGACCAAGCCUUACUUAUUUGGAAAUAAUGCACAAAUAUAUGAAUAAUGGACAAAGGAGGAAUAUGUCUUGAAUAAUCUAGUAAAUUAAUUCUACAUGAUUUAUUUAAUAUAUUACUGCCACUUCAGGAUUUAUUUCCCUUCAGCAGAAUUUAUUUUCCAUUUGUAUAAUAUCUUUUUCUGUGGAUGCCAGAUUUUACCAGUGUUACGGCAGAGCAAAACUGCACUUCUUUUCUCACUUUUCUCUCAAGACUUAAAUCAGAAAACAUGAUUAAUAACAAAGGUGCCUGUAUUCCCUGUUGCUCUGUGAUGCCACAUGUGAAAGUCUAUUACCAUUUUGUUCCAAUUUAAUUUAUUUUGUAUUUAUUCUAUUGCAUAUGUUGUUGGUUUUUAUUUUCGGACAUUGAAAGUCAUAGUGGUUAUGCCCCUCCCAAUCAGAUGUUAUAUCGUGUUUUUGUAAAAAAAAAAGCAAGAGCCUCUUUCACUUUUUUAACCUUAUGGUGUCUCUUUCUCUCCAUUGAUCUACUCCCAAGAUAGUUGUGAGGGGCUACGACAAGUGAAAAUCAAAUUCACAUCAACUGUCACAUCAGCUUCAAUCUCUCCUUUUAUAUUUUGCAUCCGUUUUAGAAGCAAUAGGGAAAUAUGAUUUUUAAUGUUGCAAGCGAUUACUUUGUACAUUCAAAAAAUGUUAUUACCAUUCUUUGCCAUGCACAUUAGUGCUGCUUGUAACUUACUUGUGUAUGCAAAGCUCAGUUGUGAUGUUUUACUGUUUUCCUGUAGAUACAUACUGCUCUUUAGUAAUCCUGACUUUAGUGUUUUCUUACUAAUUGAUAGGAUGAACCUAACAACAACUUAAUGUGAUAAAAUAAAGUUGUACCGGUGUUAA
Messenger RNA from Siniperca chuatsi (mandarin fish), 9577 nucleotides. RefSeq names its product plexin-B1-like. The record is from RefSeq and is a predicted model, not a curated record. Lineage: Eukaryota; Metazoa; Chordata; Actinopteri; Centrarchiformes; Sinipercidae. The transcript has 42 exons. Gene Ontology annotation, cellular component: semaphorin receptor complex. Gene Ontology annotation, biological process: regulation of GTPase activity; axon extension; negative regulation of cell adhesion. Gene Ontology annotation, molecular function: semaphorin receptor activity; protein binding. The coding region runs from base 641 to 7432 and encodes 2263 amino acids.